GAACAACAGUCUUGCUAGCAUGUCUCGUGGACGGAUUAUAUCACUCAAAGCUCAACUCGCAAAAAAUCCUCGCGGGAAUCGUACAAUUGAAGCUUUUAUUGCCGACAUGACGGAAAUCGCCUCUGACUUGGCCCUUGCAGGAAGUCCAGUGUCAGAGGAGGAUGUUGCUGUUCACAUUAUGACUCAAUUGGGGGAAGAUUAUUCUGCUAUAUAUCAGUCUUUACGGGGUCGUAAUGAUUCCUUUUCUAUUGGUGAACUAAAGACUAUCUUGGAGGAUUGUGAGCGUGAACUUCUUGCUCGUGCAUCUGCUGUGUCGGACGUUAUUCCCACAGCUAAUCAUCUUCAGCGUGCUCGCGGUGGUCCUUCCCACCGUGGAGGUGCCUCUGGUCACUCACGUGGAGGUCAACAUGGUGGUCGGGGGCCUCACAUGCAUGGCAAUCGGGGUGGACGCUUCUGCAAUUUCUGUCAAUACACGAGUCACGACACUCGAUUUUGCCGGAAACUACAACGUUUUCUAAAGGAUAAUCACGUCUCUAUUGGUUCUACCUCCUCCAAUCAUCCCACUGCUAACAUGAUCACAUCUCCUGGGGGUGCGAGUUCUGUUAACCCUCAAUGGAUUGUUGAUAGUGGUGCUUCCCAUCAUGUAGCCAAUGAUCCAUCUUCUCUAAGCACGCUUAUGGAUUAUGGUGGUCCGGAUGAAGUUCGUUUGGGUAACGGCUAUCCUCACAGAACUGCUUGCGCUGGCUCUGUUCUGCUAGUAUCAAUGAUCCAAGCUGCUCUUCGAAUCUCAUAAUCAGCUUGCAGGGGGUAUUAUGAAUAAUAGAUAUAUUAGAGAAUAAAAUACUACUUCCCCU
Cuscuta campestris is the source of this 854-nucleotide messenger RNA. NCBI's taxonomy places the organism in Eukaryota, Viridiplantae, Streptophyta, Magnoliopsida, Solanales, Convolvulaceae. The record is from the annotation of a GenBank genome assembly.